This is a messenger RNA of Phytophthora sojae, 1443 nucleotides long. RefSeq lists its product as hypothetical. Gene Ontology annotation, biological process: protein O-linked glycosylation. Gene Ontology annotation, cellular component: Golgi apparatus. The transcript is spliced from 2 exons. The coding region runs from base 1 to 1443 and encodes 480 amino acids. NCBI's taxonomy places the organism in Eukaryota, Oomycota, Peronosporomycetes, Peronosporales, Peronosporaceae. The record is from RefSeq and is a predicted model, not a curated record. Gene Ontology annotation, molecular function: alpha-1,3-mannosyltransferase activity.
AUGCCGCUCGCCAUCCAGCGCAGCGCGCGCUUGCCGCUGCUGAUCGCUCUUAGCAUCGCGAGUAUCCUCGCGUCCACCGUCUACAUCAACUCGAGACUCGUCGGGAACUCGUCGAUCGGCGUCAGCGACAGCUUCGAUGCCUUCCGCAGUAGAACGUACAACCUCCGGACUCAAUCGGAAAACUACAACUACAACAGCAUUGCCAGGCCCUUGCAUCCGAUUUCGCCGUUCUACCAGCGUGGGGAGAAUUUCGACUGGGGUGUGAGUCGCCAGCGUGGUGUCCUGGUCUGCAUGCACGACGGGGUGCUGGACAUAGGGCUGUCGCUCAUCCGCGAGCUGCGGUGUCUUGGCAACCAGGAGCUCGUUCAGGUGUAUCACUGUGGGCAGGAGGAGCUGUCCAAGAGGUCGAUGGACCUCAUUUUUAGACUCGACAAGCGCGUGGAGCUCGUGGACGUGUGCUCGGAUCUGUCGACUCGAGGCGUGGUCUCCCCCAAGAUGGCUACAAAGUUCCGCAGUUGGUGGAUCAAACCCCUCGCAAUGUACCACACAGACGUGCGCCACGUCAUGCUGCUGGACGUGGACGAUAUGAUCAUGAAGGACCCUGCGGUGCUUCGACAGCUCGAUGGCUACGUGGAGACAGGCACCACGUUCUUCUAUGACCGCGUCGUACGUAAGAAGAAGUUCCUCAACGGGAACGACGGAGGGAAGUAUUAUCUACGGAAACUGCUGCGGCAGUUCGACUACGACAGGUUCAAUUUGUCCGUGGGGCUCGCUCCGUCCGACCACGUGACAAACACGUUCGCUUUCAAGGGGAAGUCGUGCCACGAGAUGGAUUCAUCCAUGGUGCUAAUCGACAAGGAGCGAGCGGGCCAGACCGUCAUGGACAUUAUGCUCUGGUUCAUUACCGAGGAGCGCUUCCGGUUUAAAUAUUCUUGGGGGGACAAGGAGACCUUCUGGCUAGCGUUUGAGCUGGCGCACGUGCCGUACUUCUUCUCGCCUUGGGGGGUCAGCGUGGUGGAUUCGGUGCCCAAUGAAGACAUGCAGCGACAUUCUGACACGCUCUGCGGAAGUAUCUUACAGUUUGUUCCGGUGGACAACAACGAGACCGAGGUCCUGUAUGUCAACGGCAAGGCGCUUAUCGAUCCGUACCCCCAGGGCGUCGCGUACAUUCGAAAGGCCAAGCCGAACAAUUUAUUCAACAUGCUUCCGACGCACAUGACCCCUCGUCAGCGGAGGAGAGAAGUCAACCUGACGACGCAUCCGCACGAGAAGUUCAACAUUGAGUGUCUUGUGGGCUUGGGAGCCACUCCACUGCCGGACUCGUUCUCUCACAACCUUUUACGCCGCCGACUGCAUUUCCUUGGAGUUGCCAUGGACGUCAUAGGCUCACUACAGACUUGUGAAACGUACGACCAAGAGGAAGAGGAAAUAUUUCGCGUUUAA